Pimephales promelas (fathead minnow) is the source of this 1391-nucleotide messenger RNA. RefSeq lists its product as uncharacterized. Lineage: Eukaryota; Metazoa; Chordata; Actinopteri; Cypriniformes; Leuciscidae. The record is from RefSeq and is a predicted model, not a curated record.
GCGUCGUCGCCUGCGCAGGAGGAGGAUAAACGGAUGCUAAUUUAUUUUAAACAAAACUCAUUUCGUUCAUUGACGCAAGACGAUGUCAAUACAACAGAAAGACAGUAAACACCGAGUUUAAGCUUCGAAAGUCAAGGUGUGUCAUCAUGGGGUCUUGGAUGUUGGUUUGGAUUCUGUGUACCACAGUCAUUCUGAUGCCUGUGUGUCUUAAUGGACCAAUAACAGUACAUGUUAAGACUGGACGACCUCUCUAUGUUGCGCUUGGUCAAAAUAUUGUUUUGGAAGCCGAAUUCAAGAAAAAUCCAGACGACGUGAUAGUCAUGGUGACGUGGGACCUGGAGAGAGGGAAGGACACUAUCAGACUCUCGGCUGCUCAGGGAAGCAGAAUAUCUUUGGAGAAAAACAAUGCACUUCUGCAGAUCUCUCAUGUUGCAGAAGGAGACUUUGGGAUCUACAAGGUCACCGUUACGGACAGUAAUGGCUAUCAGGAGCAUGACUCUGUAGAAGUGCGAAAGAUAGAGGAACCUCCAAAGGCGUAUAUUGCACGCAUGUUGGAGUGUGUGGUGGAUAAACAUGACAAGGCGCAGUGGGACAGUCCUCAGUUCUCAUGGCUGGUCGAUGGCAUUCCAGUAACCAAUCAAACCGGCAGUAGACUCAACAUCUCAGAGGUUCAGGGAGUUAACUACACCUGCGUCAUCAAGAAUAGCCUCAACGUAACGUUCAUGACGCAUUAUAAAGCACCAAAAGAAUCUCGGCCCUGUUUUACGGGACUGAUCGCAGUUGGAGUGAUAAUGUUAACAGCAUUCUGUGUGGCUGGGUUAUUUGUCAUGAAGAAAUACAGAGAAAACCACUACCAAAGACCCGGGAGAUGAGCAGCUUCUCAUACACUCAAAGACAGCUUUUUAUUUGAUUUAUUUACAUGUUUAAGCAUUUGAAGAGUUAUUUUGAUUUAAUUUAUUUUACCUAUGUUGAUGUACGUGCUUUUCCUUUCUUUUUUUCAAAACAUGGUGAGCAUUUAUUAGAAAUUAGCAUUUAUUUUAAACUAUUGCUCAUUCUGAAUGUAUGUAACUCUCAAACAGUUCUCAGGGAAAUCAGGUUCUUAAAUGUUCUCAGGUUUUCUUACUGUAUGUCACAUGGAAUCGAUUCGGUUUAGUCUGUACAUUUGUAUAGGCUAUGUUUAAUGUAUUAAUGACAGAAGAAGGUGCUUGAGUUUAUUGUUCAUUGGCUUAACCUUUAAAAAUAACCGUUCUUAAAGUGCCUACAUGGAUCUAUACGUCUUGUUUACAAAAAAAGAUAUAUCACUGUUCAUUAGCGAUCUACCUCAUUUGUUCUUAAUGUUCUGUAUGAGAAUAAGUUUGUUCAGUGAAUAAAAGUGUGUGAAGUGAAGUGUA